Tupaia belangeri chinensis (Chinese tree shrew) is the source of this 1514-nucleotide messenger RNA. Its product is annotated as translation initiation factor IF-2-like. The transcript has 5 exons. Lineage: Eukaryota; Metazoa; Chordata; Mammalia; Scandentia; Tupaiidae. The record is from RefSeq and is a predicted model, not a curated record. The coding region runs from base 1 to 1077 and encodes 358 amino acids.
AUGGUGUUCCUUAUCUCUGCCUUCCAGAUUAUCGGAGCCCUUUCAGAGCGCGCACAACAAAUGCGCCCCUCGUCCAAUGCAUCAUUUACGCCGCAGAUCCGCGCGCUGAUGGGCAGGCAGAUAGCCGUCCGCGGGGGCAGCGGCGCCCCGCGCCCCACCGCCGCUCAGGGCCGCCCGCGUGCGCCCUCCGUGCGCCCGAUUAUCGGAGCCCUUUCAGAGCGCGCACAACAAAUGCGCCCCUCGUCCAAUGCAUCAUUUACGCCGCAGAUCCGCGCGCUGAUGGGCAGGCAGAUAGCCGUCCGCGGGGGCAGCGGCGCCCCGCGCCCCACCGCCGCUCAGGGCCGCCCGCGUGCGCCCUCCGUGCGCCCGUUCUACGGCGGUAUUAGCUCAUCUCCAGGCAGGUCAAACCCAAAGUCACACAACCUGGGGCGCGGCCCCGCCCCGCCCCCGCCGGCCGGGACCCGCGCGCGGCCGCAGAGAGCCACCUGGCGGCCGCGAGAGCCUCCUCCUGAGCCCGCCCGCGCGCGCACCGCUAGGUGGGCAGGAGACCGCGGUGCCCAGACCAGCCCUCCCGGUGCUGAGCAGAAGGCAGACUCCCCGAGAGUCGCCCAGCAGCCUUCGCUGACCUCGGAUGACUCCAGAGCCCCAGCCCCUUGGGCUGCUGGGAGACUGUCCUGCUGGACGCCCAGGCGUGGGGCUGCGCUGUCUGGCAUCCCCUCCACGUCGUCCUCCGGCGUGCCGUCCAGCGUUGCCCUCUCCAGGUCCCAUGAGCCACUUAGCAACCAAGCGGCCGCAUCAGGGCACAAGGGACUCCCUCAGGGAGCCGCCAGCGAGGGGAGGAGUCGGCCCCACUCUUCAUGCAGAGACCGACUCUGCGCCAGGCCCCACGCUGGACACACGCACAGUGACCUGUGCAGCAACUCGCAGCUGAGAGAGGGCGGGCACGCCCACAGGUUCCGUCAGCCCAGCCUUGGGGACCAGAACCACGGGGCGCUUAUGGAGCAGAGGCACCUCCAGACCUGGUGGCGCCCGCCCUGGGGAGGAGAGGCACUUCCAGGCCUGGGGGGUGAUAUAUGAAGAGUGCCUAAAAAUCAGUGAGGAAAAACUGCAGUAAAAAGGGUGGGGGCCGGCAGGUGGUGUGGUAGUUAAGGGCGCUGGAUCUCCCACAUGGCUGACCACGGUUCAAGUCCUGGACCUGGAGGCUUGCUUUCUCACUUUCUCUUUUUUCUCUCAUUCUGCCCCUCUCUGGUUAAAUUUAAAUUACUUAAUUAAUUAAAGUUAAAUAAAAUUUUUAAAAAAAUUGGUGAAGGGUAAUACGUAAACAGAAAAUCCACUGAAAAGGAAAAAAAAUGGCUCUUAAAGAAAUGAAAGCGUGCGUAGUCUCACUCAGAGGAAAUACACAUUGGCAUUUAGGUGAAGGGACUGCUCUAACGUUCAAGCUGCAGUGGUAGUUGUAACCCCUGGGGCCAGCAGGUGGUGUGGUGGUGAAGGGCGUUAGACUCCCACAUGACUGA